UCAACUUUUCAGUAGUAUAAAUUAGAACCAUCGUCUUGUGUCUAGGUUGUUCAAUUGGAAUCUUCACUCAACCAGUAGUCACUCUCUGUCUCAAUCUGAACAUGGCGGAAGCUAGUGCACCAGCUGUCCCAAGUAAUGAGUUAUUGGAGUGGCCAAAGAAAGAUAAGCGCCGGAUCUUGCAUGCCGUGUAUCGCGUCGGUGACCUUGAUCGUACCAUCAAGUUUUACACAGAAUGUUUUGGGAUGAAAUUGUUGAGGAAGAGAGAUAUCCCAGAGGAGAAAUACUCCAAUGCUUUUCUUGGUUUUGGCCCUGAAGAGUCUCANCCUUCCUUUCAUAAAAGAAAAAAAAAGGAGAAUUAUACAGAUUAUGGAGUUGAUAAGUACGACAUUGGAACUGGCUUUGGGCAUUUUGCUAUUGCAACACCAGAUGUUUACAAACUGGUUGAGGAGAUAAAGGCCAAGGGUGGAACUGUCACAAGGGAGCCUGGUCCUGUCAAGGGUGGAUCUACUGUUAUUGCUUUUGUCAAAGAUCCUGAUGGCUACCUCUUCGAAAUCCUCCAGCGAGCGUCUACUCCUGAACCACUUUGCCAAGUGAUGCUUCGUGUGGGUGAUCUUGAGCGCUCCAUCAAAUUCUACGAAAAGGCACUCGGGAUGCAACUGGUGAAGAAAGUUGACAGACCAGAGCAGAAGUAUUCCAUUGCUAUGAUGGGAUAUGCUCCAGAGCACGAGACGGUUGUACUUGAGUUGACAUACAACUAUGGUGUGACCGAGUACACAAAAGGAAAUGCUUAUGCGCAGGUUGCAAUAAGCACUGAUGAUGUUUACAAAAGUGCCGAGGUUGUCAAUCUUGUUACCCAAGAGCUCGGAGGAAAGAUAACUAGACAGCCAGGACCAAUUCCUGGACUCAACACUAAGAUAACUUCUUUUCUGGAUCCAGAUGGCUGGAAAACUGUGCUGGUAGAUAAUCAGGAUUUUCUGAAGGAGCUGGAAUCAUCAAAGUAACUGGUCAAGAAGAUGCUUGGUUGUAUUUUACUAGUACUAGAUAUAAAUAAAUUGUCAACUGUGGUAGUUAUCUUCACAUGCAGACUUAUGCAGAUGGUUUAGCACCGUAAUCAACUAUGUUUAAGGACUUUUCUGAGACAUUCUCGUGUGUUACAAUACAAAUAUGACAUCUUUGCCUUAUUAUGAGUAUGUUGUAGUGCUCCCUCUUC
This is a messenger RNA of Nicotiana tabacum (common tobacco), 1210 nucleotides long. Lineage: Eukaryota; Viridiplantae; Streptophyta; Magnoliopsida; Solanales; Solanaceae. The record is from RefSeq and is a predicted model, not a curated record.